Messenger RNA from Drosophila novamexicana, 1187 nucleotides. Its product is annotated as glyceraldehyde-3-phosphate dehydrogenase. The transcript has a single exon. The coding region runs from base 87 to 1127 and encodes 346 amino acids. The record is from RefSeq and is a predicted model, not a curated record. Gene Ontology annotation, biological process: glucose metabolic process. NCBI's taxonomy places the organism in Eukaryota, Metazoa, Arthropoda, Insecta, Diptera, Drosophilidae. Gene Ontology annotation, molecular function: NAD binding; oxidoreductase activity, acting on the aldehyde or oxo group of donors, NAD or NADP as acceptor; NADP binding.
CUCAGAAUUUCAAGUCAACUAUUUUGAUCUACACAAAUUUUCCUGAAAAAAUUGUAUGCUGUAAAACCAGUUUUAACUUCGAAAUUAUGACGGGAAUUGCUAUUAACGGUUUUGGACGGAUUGGGCGCGUCUUUCUGCGCGAAACUUUAAGGCGACAGGAUGUUAAAGUUAUUGCCAUUAAUGAUCCAUCGAUGGAUCCCAAGUAUAUGGCCUAUAUGUUACGCUACGACACAACACAUGGCGUUUUAGACAAGAAGAUUUCCAUUGAAGGCAAGAAGCUAAUCAUAGACGGCCAAAAGAUUGAGGUGCUUAACGAGCUGGAUCCGACAAAAUUGUGUUGGAAAGAUCUCAACGUGACUACGGUAGUUGAAUGUACUGGUCGAUUUACCACUCUUAAGGCUGCACAGUCGCAUAUCGAUGGGGGAGCUAAAAAGGUGGUCAUAUCUGCACCAUCGGCGGACGCGCCCAUGUUUGUGUGUGGCGUCAAUUUGGACAAGUAUAAGCCAGAAAUGAAUAUCAUAUCGAAUGCCUCUUGCACAACCAACUGCCUUGCACCGCUGGCAAAAGUUGUGCAUGAUAAUUUUGAAAUCUUGGAGGGUCUCAUGACGACAGUUCAUGCUUGCACCGCCACGCAGAUGAUUUUGGAUGGACCGAGCAAAAAGGUCUGGCGCGAUGGACGCAGCGGCAUGUGCAACAUAAUACCGGCCAGCACGGGCGCUGCCAAGGCUGUUGGCAAGGUUAUACCAGAACUGAAUGGUAAGUUAACAGGCAUGGCUUUUCGUGUGCCCACACCGAAUGUUUCCGUGGUGGAUUUGACAUGUCGUCUUGGCUGUGCCGCCAAAAUGGAUCAGAUCAAGGAAGCUGUCAAGGAAGCAGCCAAGGGCGAUAUGAAGGGCAUACUAGCCUACACUGAAGACGAUGUAGUCUCGUCGGAUUUGAAUGGCUCGCGCUAUGGCUCCGUAUUCGAUGCCAAAGCCUGCAUAGCGCUUAACGAUAAUUUUGUUAAGCUUAUCUCGUGGUAUGACAAUGAAACUGGCUACUCUUGCCGGCUGUUAGAUCUUGUGAUUUUCUCUCAAAUGAUAGAUAAAUGUAUCGAAAAACAAAAGAAAGACAAGUGCGACAAGUAGGAAACCCCCUUACAGACAUUAGCUUCAAUUAAUGUAAAAUCUCCAAAUAAAGUUUUACGU